GUGAACGAGUUCCCGACGUACGACUUUUUAAUUCAGUCGUUGCUGUGCAGCGCGUGCAUCACGCCGCUCGCGGGGCUUCCGAUGUGGCUCCCGGGCCACGGCUUGUGUUUCGACGGCGGCGUCAGCGAUCUGCAGCUCGUCAAAGGGCUCGCGUCCAACGGGACGUUCUGUAAACUGCACUGCAGGAAGACGAACCCGGAGGAGUCGUGUGCCCGUUCUACAGCAGCCGUACGUCCCGAUGUGGUGGGCGUUUUUCCCCCCCGCGCCCUACAAGCUCAAGGAGCUGUUCGAGCUCGGGCAGAAGGACGCGCACGCGUGGGCGGACAAGCAGGAGAGUGGGCUGCGGAAUGCCAGGAGUGGUGUUCGCUGUCCGCGGAGGCGGCGGCGCGGAGAGCGGUGCGCGCGGCGGGCGGAGGAUUUCAUGCACCACGAGGCCGAGGUCGCGUUCGAGUACGCCUCCGGGGCGUUUUGCGAGGCGCAAGCCGCCGCGGAGGCGAUGCGACGCGCGGCGACGCGGACGGGGAAACGCGGGACGGAGGAGGAGCGCCGGGACGCGACGGACGCGCCGGGGUACGGCCUCCCCGGGACGUUCCGGCCGCACCGUCUCGUUCUCCGGUGGAUCGCGUGCGUCGUCAUCUACUGCGAGCUCAUGGGCCAGGCGCUGUUCUACGCGCUCGGCGCGGCGGCGGCGGUGCUGCUCCCGGGCGUGGACGCGGACAAGAUGUGGCGCAGGAGUUUGGAGUUUUGCCGACCGGCGCCGCGGGUGUUGUUGCAGCCCGUGCCGAUGAUGCGUCCGGGCGCGCGGAUCAACGCGAAGACCGCGAAGAUGUUAGGGAAGCUCUCGGUGACGUACCGCGUGCUGUGCUACCUCGUGCACAUGGAGACGGUCGUGUGACGCGUCGAGCGGAGCGGAGCGGCGCGGCGGCGGGCGGGGGAAGGGAGGAGUUGACGAUUUCGGACGACGCGCGCGAGAGCGAGCGUCGGACGACGACGGUACGCGUAUCACGUGCUCACGAUGUAUUAGAUCGAGUCACACGCAUCGCACGCGCGACAUCAGACGACGACGGAACGCGUAUCUCGUGCUCACGAUGA
This is a messenger RNA of Micromonas pusilla CCMP1545, 1092 nucleotides long. RefSeq lists its product as uncharacterized. Lineage: Eukaryota; Viridiplantae; Chlorophyta; Mamiellophyceae; Mamiellales; Mamiellaceae. The record is from RefSeq and is a predicted model, not a curated record.